Messenger RNA from Paramecium octaurelia, 2692 nucleotides. Lineage: Eukaryota; Ciliophora; Oligohymenophorea; Peniculida; Parameciidae. The record is from the annotation of a GenBank genome assembly.
CAAUAAUUACAAUUAUUUUUUUAAAAUAUGUAAUAGUAUAUGGAAGAGGCAUCCAAAGUCAUUCCUAAAAAUCUCACUACUUAUUUUAACACAGUUGUAGGUGCUCUCAACAUUUUCUAAACUAUGGCUAACAAGUUUUACCCUGAAUAUAUGGAGGUGUAAAAUGCAAAGAAUUUUUAAAUAGAUGACCCAACAGCUUACUCAUCAAUAUAUUAAGGUGAUCCUUAAUUAGAAAAUAAUAAGAGAAAAUCUAGAAUUUUAAAGUAUGUGGAUUCAUAAUAUUAAACCAAUUUAGAACUGAGCAUUACAAACUUAUGGAUAAAUUUUUAGAAAAGUACAAUUUUGAUAAGCAAUUCAAUUCAUAAUUGAUAGGCCAACACUUUUUUAAUGAAGCUAUGGGUUGCUGUUAAAUUGAACUAUAAGCAAUUAUUAACGACACAUCUGGAAUAUUUUAUGAAUAGUCAGGAAUUCUGGAUAAGACAAAAUGGCUGAACCAAGCAAUUGAUGAAAUAUCACUUAUCCUGUUAGAAUAUUUCAAAGGAUAAUUCUAAAAGGAAUAGAUUUUAGAUGAAUAUAUUGUUUCAUUUGCUGAGAUAUAAAAUAAAGUUUAUUAAAAAGUAAAUAAAAGAGCAAAGGCAACGUAAAAAGAGACUUAUAUCAAGUUGAUACAAAAAAUAAGUUAGUAUUUUAAAGAAUUGCAUGAUGUAGAUCUUUAACUUCAAACCAUAUGUAGUUAAAUUAGAUCUCAAAAUAUUUCAAUUUUAGAUGCUAAAAAAUUAAUAGAAAGUUAAUACUAAAUUUAAAUGGCUUGUUUUUAAGAACACAUUUAGCAGAACUAUGGGUAUAAUUUAACAAAUGCAAUUAUGUAUAAAAUUAUGCAUUAUUUAGAUAUAAAUAUUGUUAAAAGUUAAGAAGAAAUUAUGUCUCAACUGUAUAAGACAGUUUUGCUCCUUAUCUAAAUUUCAAUUAGGAAGAAAGGCAGAAAGAAUAUUAAUCUUUAAUAGAGCUUAAUUUCUUAAAAUAUUUUCAUAAUAGUUAAUUUAUUCAAGGCAUUACUGAAUAAAAUCUCAAUUCAAAUUUAUAAUACAUAAUAUACUCUAUUGAUUGGAUUUAAUCCAGUGAUGAAGCUGAUGAAGCAUUGAAACUUUUGGAUACUUUAUCAAAUUUUAAUCUUAAUGUGAGUUAAUCACAGAGUCAAAUAUUUUGCAAUCAGCAAUUCUCAGUUAAUGUCCUUGCAAAUUUCAAAAACCAUAAUAAAUAAAGAUGUGAAAAGGCAUUAUAAUGGUGGGAUAAUGAAGUUGAUGAAGAUACAAAUAUACAAGUCAUUUGUUAAAUAUAUAUAAUUCUAGCAGGUAUAAGAAUCAGGGAUAAUAAAUUAAUAUUUGGUGACUAUGAACCUGCCAAAAGAAAUGCCUUCUCCCUCAUAUUAAGAUAAUUAAACAAUGGAAAAUAUCAAUAUUUUAAUAAUAUUUUGAUGAAAUUAUGCGAAAAAGUGACUGACAAAAUCUAAUUCCAAAUACUAAAUGAAAUAGAACAUAGAUUAGAAAAUAACAGGUCGGAUUAAUUAGAUGCUGUGAUGUAACUGCCUUUCUCGAUUGAUUUGUAUGGUACAUAAAUUAAUGUUUCUCUAUUUGGUCAAGGUUAAAAUUAAACCUAAAUUAAUUUUGAAUUUUACAAAAAAUAUGAAUACUUAAAAUUGAUUGUUUCAGGGAAAAAGGGAGAUAAUGCAAAAACAUAGAAGGAAAUUCAAUAUUCCGUAAUUUAAAGUCAUUUUGAGGAAAUCAAAACAAAAAUAAUGGACAGCCAAAAUAAAAAAAAGAAUAAAUCCGAUGAAUCUCAGGCCUUCAUGACACCUCCAUCUCAAAUGUACUUUCAAUUACUUUCAAAGAAAGAAAACAACUCGAAUGUUAUAACACUAUGUAUCUCUGGGUUCUUGAGUGGAGAUGAGGAUAAAUCUUCUUAAUGGGUUGAUUUAUUGCAUUCCUGUUCUGGUACAGUAAUUGGAUUACAUUGGAAUUGCAGUGAAACGAAAGAAAUCUUAUCUUCUGUUACAUCACAUCUGGCUUAAAACAUUUUGCCUCAAUUAAUUACGAAAAUAAAUGCUGUUGGUGUAGCAUUGGGUGCAGUAUCAUUGCUUACUUAAAAUCCUUAUGAGAGGGCUAGCAAGGAAGCUGAAAGAGUUGGGAAAUAUUUGGCAUAUUUAAUUGCUGAAUACAAACUAUUUGGAAAUAGAUAAAUUAAUAUAAUUUGUCAUUCAUUAGGUAGUGUGAUUGUUUUAGAAUGCAUAAAAGAAUUAGAUAAGCUAUAUGAAAAAAAAAAAUAAUAAUUUAUUAAUGAAAUAAUGAUAAUGGGAGGAGUGGCUGAUGUUUUCAAGUUAUAAAAGAGAAGAUGGAAUGCAGUGGCUGGAAGAAUUUAUAACACUUAUUCAAAAAAGGAUUAGAUCUUGAAAUAUGUGUUAACAGUCGCAAAGAUCUUUGACUCUCCUUGUGGUAUUUAUAUAGAUUUAACAUAAUUUUAGGAUUAAAGCCUAUUUAUUUAGGAUAUAAGUAAGUAGUAAACUGCGAUUUCACCUAAAUAGUUAAUGGACACUCUGAUUACUGGAAUAAGAUGAUAAAAUUACUAAUGCAUUCUGAUUUUAACAAUGACUUUAAGUUCAUGACUAGCUCAAUAAAGGAAAUAUUUUGAAUAAUAU